GGGGCCGCCGUCGCCGUCCGAGGUGUCGGCGUCCGGCGGGCGAUGGGGGAGGCCGGCACGGGGCCCGUGCCCAGGGAGGGGCCGGAGCCCGAGGAGGACGAGGCGGCGGCGGCGGCGGCGGCGGCGGCGGCGGCGGGCGGGGGCGGCGCGCCGGGGGGCCGCGCUGGGCCCCGCGGUGGCAUCCGGGUGCUGAAGAGAAACGUGAAGCGCAACGGGAGCAGGAGCUGUUUGAACAGGACUCGGUUUGGCUCCCGCGAGAGGGACUGGCUGAGGGAGGAUGCUGGACGAGGCUGCGUGUACGUUUAUGGAAGAGAUUCCGCGUCUUGUGCUUCCUCUGACUUGCGCCUGGUCCUCUGUACGGUGGACACCCCCGCCUCCGAGAUAUGUGAUGGAGAAGAGAGAAGAAACCUCUUCUUGCAACUUCACGGAGACCUGGUCAGGAGGCUGGAGCCCACAGAAAAACCCCUUCAGAUUGUGUAUGACUACUUGGCUGGGCUGGGUUUUGAUGAUCCUGUCAGAAUGCAGGAAGAGGCAGCAAACUCUGAUCUCAGCUGUAUGAUCCGCUUUUAUAGUGAAAAGCCAUGUCAAGUAGAACAGUUAGAUCGCAUCCUGCUCUCUGGAAUCUAUAAUGUACGCAAAGGAAAGACCCAGUUGCACAAAUGGGCUGAACGCUUAGUAAUUCUCUGUGGUACCUGCCUCAUUGUAUCCUCUGUGAAAGAUAGCCACACAGGGAAGAUGCACAUCUUGCCUCUUGUUGGAGGGAAGGUGGAAGAAAUGAAACGUCGGCAGUACACUCUUGCUUUCACAUCUGCUGGAGCACAAGCUCAAACAUACCAUGUCUCCUUUGAAACGCUGGCAGAGUGCCAGCGGUGGCACCGACAGGCAUCCACGGUUGUGUCUAUGCGACUUAGCAUGGUUGAUCUUUCAUGCUACAGCCUUGAGGAAGUACCUGAGCACCUCUUCUACAGUCAAGACAUCAUCUACCUCAACCUACGACACAAUUUUAUGAGAUCAUGUGGAGCAGGGAGUCUUGACUCCCUUUGCAGGUUUUCUCAAUUGAAGAGCCUGAACCUGUCUCAUAAUAGACUGGGAGAGUUUCCUCUAUCACUGUGUGAGAUCUCUACUCUGACAGAGCUUAAUGUCUCCUGUAAUGGACUACUUUGUUUGCCAACACAGAUUGGCAAACUAUUGAAUCUCCAGAGCUUCUGGCUAGAUGGGAAUUUCCUCACAUCCUUACCAGAAGAGCUGGGAAGUCUGCAGCAGCUCAGCUGUCUUGGGCUUUCCUUCAAUAACUUCCGUGAGCUACCAGCAAUUUUUGAGAAAUUAACUUUUUUAGACAAACUAGCACUGGCGGGGAAUUUGCUAGAGACCCUGGACCUUGCAGUGCUGAACCGUAUGAGUCACAUCAAAAGCGUGGACCUGAGGCUGAACAACCUGAAGAGAGCAGCAGAUGACACUCCAGAGGGGAAUAAAUCUGUGACUUACAUGGAUUUACGAGACAAUCAUCUGACAGACCUGGAUCUCAGCUCAUUGGGCAGCCUGGAGCAGUUGCACUGUGAACGGAAUAAGCUAAAAGAGUUGACACUGAGUGGCUUCUCCCUUCGGGCCCUUUAUGCCAACAACAACUGUCUUACUUCUGUCAAUGUUUAUCCAGUUCCUGGUCAACUGACAUGUCUAGAACUCGUCCACAAUCAGCUGCAGUGUGUCCCAGACUGGGCCUGUGAAGCAAAGAAACUGGAGGUUUUGGAUAUGAGCUACAACCUCCUUGUGGAACUCCCAUCAAGGAUCCUCAGCACCUUGAGCCUUCGGAAGUUGAUGGUGGGGCACAAUAAUCUGCAGAGCCUCCCACCUCUUCUAGAACACAUUCCACUGGAGGUGCUGGAUCUUCAGCACAACCUGUUGACUGAACUCCCUGAGAUGCUCUUUUUCAAGGCUCUGAACCUCAGGUACCUGAAUGUAUCUGCAAACAGCCUGGAAUCCUUGCCCUCUGCAUGUACAGGGGAGGAGAGUCUGAGCAUGCUGCAGCUGCUUUACUUGACCAAUAACAACCUCACAGACCAAUGCAUCCCUGUCUUGGCGGGACACACAAGUCUACGGAUCCUGCAUCUGGCAAACAACAACUUAAAGGCGUUCCCUGCAAGCAAACUCAGUAAGCUGGAGCACUUGGAAGAGCUGAAUCUGAGUGGCAACAAACUGAAAACAAUUCCCACAACAGUGGCAAACUGCAAGCUACUUCAUACUCUUAUUGCACACUCAAAUGAAAUCAGCAUCUUUCCAGAGAUCCUGCAUUUGCCCCAUAUUCAGAUUGUGGACUUGAGUUGCAAUGAGUUAACUGAAAUCCUCAUUCCUGAGGCACUGCCAGCUACCUUGCAAGAGUUGGACCUGACUGGAAACACAAACCUGGUCCUAGAACACCAGACACUGGACAUCUUCAGUCACAUUUCCACUCUGAAGAUUGAUGCUAAGCCCUCCCUCACAACUGACUCAGCACUCACUUCCACCUUCUGGAGUCAUGGAAUAGCUGAGAUGGCUGGCCAAAGAAAUAAGCUAUGUGUGUCAACGCUGGCAAUGGGAAGCUUUGCAGAAGGAGUGGAGGCUGUGUAUGGCAUGUUUGAUGGUGAUAAGAAUGAGGAGCUGCCACGUCUACUGCAGUGCACCAUGGCUGAUGUGCUCCUGGAGGAGGUACAGCAGUCGGACACGAUGUUCAUGUCCAACACCUUCUUGGUCUCCCACAGGAAGCUGGGUAUGGCUGGACAGAAGCUGGGUUCCUCUGCUGUCCUUUGCUAUAUUCGUCAUGAUUUGUCUGAUCCAGCCAGCAACUUUUCUCUGAUGGUGGCCAAUGUUGGGACAUGCCAAGCCAUUCUUUGCCGAAGUGGAAAACCUCUGCUCCUCUCCAAAGUCUUCAGCCUCGAGCAAUGUUCAGAAGAUGCUAAGAGAAUCAAAGAGCAAAAAGCCAUUAUAACAGAGGACAAUAAGGUCAAUGGUGUGACUUGCUGUACUCGGAUGCUAGGCUGCACGUACUUGCAUCCUUGGAUCCUGCCCAAGCCACAUGUCAGCUCCAUUCCACUGACUGUACAAGAUGAGCUGCUACUUCUAGGGAACAAAGCUCUCUGGGAACACCUUUCUUACACAGAGGCUGUCUCAGCUGUGCGCCAUCUACAUGACCCACUAGCUGCUGCAAAGAAACUCUGCACUUUAGCCCAAAGCUAUGGUUGCCAGGACAAUGUAGGUGCAAUGGUGGUGUGUCUGAACAUCAGUGAGGACAGCUGCACCUGUGAGAUGCAUGGCAUCACUCUGCCAGGCCCUGGGGGAUUUAGUUCCACCGCUGCCAAACCAGCAACACCUUCAUCUAGCAGCGGAAUUGCUUCAGAGUUCAGUAGCGAACUGUCUGCUUCUGAGGUUAGCAGUGAGGUGGGCUCUACUGCUUCAGAUGAGCACAAUGCUGUUGGUCUUGAUGGCAGCUUGCUACCACGACAAGAGCGACGUUGCAGUCUACAUCCUUUGCCCCCCUCAAGUAUCUUUCAGCGCCAACCUUCCAGUGCCACCUUCUCUAGUAACCAGUCUGACAAUGGCCUGGAUAGCGAUGAUGAACAGCCUGUGGAAGGUGUGAUGACAAAUGGCAGUAAAGUGGAGGUAGAGGUGGACAUCCACUGCUGUAAAGGAAAGGGCCUGGAGUUUGAGCCUCCUGCCUUAGAGUACAGCUCCUCUGCUCCAGGGCCAGAGGAUGACUCUGGGCUUGUCCUCAUCAUUCAGAGACAGAACAGUGUAAACAGUGGCACUGCACAGGGAGGGAUCAAGGAAAAGUGUGAACUGCAGAAAUCUCCUUCCACAUGCUGUCUCUAUGGAAAGAAGCUUUCCAAUGGCUCCAUAGUGUCCUUGGAAGAAAGUCUUAACCUCAUCGAAGUAGCCACAGAGGCACCCAAGAAGAAGACAGGCUAUUUUGCUGCUCCAUCCCAGAUGGAGCCAGAGGAUCAAUUUGUGGUGCCACCUGAUCUGGAGGAGGAAGUGAAGGAACAAAUGAAGCGACACCAGGACAAUGGAGCAGAUCAGGAGCAGAAAGAGGAAUCUGCAGUGGUUCUGCCAGAGGAGUUUGACACAGCUUUGUAGUCCUACAAGUACUGCUCCCAUAUUGUUUGUCCCAGGAAGCUUUGUCCCAUAAGGGCUGUCUCUCUCUUCAAAGAGAGCUGGGAUCUGCAAAGAGUACAGGCAUCUGCUGCUUCCUUAAUGGAAUGGAGGAGGAAUGGUAGUGCUAAGGUUUGGGCUGUCCACUUUUUGCUGUAGUCUGUUGUUCUGUGAGUGUUCAGAUCAGCAGUUGAGCUCUGUGUUGGGGACUGUCCAGAAAUUGUGCAAACACUAGUAAGAAGACAGGUGUUCUAGCGCCUGCCUCUUGCUCCUUGAACCCUGAGGUUCUGCCAGCUCUGCUGGAAAGGAGCUGGAAUAUGCUGGGGGGGGGGAGGGGGGAGAGGGGAGGCAGGGGGGUUAGCUGCUGAGGGGGCAGUAUGCAGUGUUUGGAGUCCUGUGAAUAUUUUUGACAUAGGUCCUCCUGGCAGCACCUGACUUCAUUAUUCCUUGAAAGAAUACAGCCAGUUGCAAUGAAGCUGACGCAAGAAUGGUUUCCUACACGAAUUGCAAGCACUUUUAUUGAUUGCACUUAAGGUGUUCUGUUCCCCUUCAGCCCAGCACUUUACUACUUAGGGCCAGGGGAGAGAGCACUCCAGUAUCCCUGUCCACAGCAGGUGGGGGAGACUUUUCCCAGUGGUUAUUUGUUAGGGCACUAGAGGACUCAGGGUACUGGUGUUCUGAUGAGCACCAGUGCAGGUAGAGUGAGGAUUAUAAUGGGAUCAGGCUAUGCAGAAUGAAAAAAUACACAGCUGGGUGAUAAGUGGUUGUCUACUGAUGCAUUUUACAUGGGGCAUAAAAAAGAUCAGCUCUGGACUUACUGAUUGAGGUAACAUGUAGAGCCAGUGCUAGCUGCAGAGCACAGACACAGCUCAGCAACUUGUCUACUUCCAUCACAGAUGCUUCACAGUAGAGGCUUCCUAUAUCCAGAAGACACAUCAUGAAACCAUGAACUCCUGCUUGUUUUAGUGAGGUACUCAGUCUAAGAGGAAGCCAAGGUAGAAGCAGUGGCGUGUUGCUCUUAGCCUAGCAAGCAGUUGGGCUGGUCUCCGUAUGCUGGGGAAGCGUUCAAUGUUCUUUCCCACCAACAUAAACUGCACUGUCUUUAUUACCAGCCACAGCAUCUUUGCUUGCAUCUAAAAGCAGGAGUCAGUCCAAAUCCAGAGCAACCUCUGUUAUGUGGUACGUGCCCAAUUUGGCUGCAAACAAGGUGAAAGCAUCUUUGUUUCUUCUUAGUUUUCAAUGGAAAAGGAAAAAAAAAUUCACCUUAAAAACAUCUUUGUCAGCAAAAGAGGGGAAGAGAUGUUUAAAACAGUCCCACUAAUGGUGAACUGCCCAGUCUACAGUUGCUGGAUGCAUGGUGGUUCCAUUAAGAUUUUUGGUGCAGGGCGUAAGUUGGCUGCUUAUGUCAUCAUCUCAUGUAAGUGCUGUGAAAAGACCAUGGCCCCCAUCGUGUGCAGAUCUGUCUUCCCUAGCUGGCAGAGAGCUGGACAGCAGCUUCCCCUGUCAUGUCAGUGGUGCAAUAAUCCUGACUAUAAUGUGGGCUAGUGCCUUUUCUUCUUUAUUAAUUAUAUUUAUGAAAAAAAUGUGAAAGUUUUUUCUCAGGAGCUCUGAGGGGCUUGAGUUGUAUAUUUUUUAUCAAUUUCAGGCCUUGAUUGGAAGGAAAUACUGUGCAGACAACUUGUGGGAUUCUGACAGUAGAGAUCUUUUGACAAAAUCUAAUGGAGUUUUACUUAGAUUUCAGAGCUCCUUGAAUUUCUUCUCACUAAGGGAAAAAAAAAAUGUGUUUUUACCAUGCAUGAGAGCAACUUCUUAGGUUAUACCUUGUGCUAGUUACAAUGUAAUCAUGAAACAACCCCGCUUUUUUCCAAAGUUUAAACUCACCUGAGUUUUGACUCUGUUUAAAUGUCUGCCUCACUUUGAGAGAAAUGCUUACCCUUGGAAUUGUAGAAACAACGUUUUGAAUCCUUCGGGCAUAGAAAUAACAGACAAACCCAAAUCUCUUUCGGGUUCUCUUCAUUUUAAGUAUACAGAAAAGGUUCAUCCCAGUAUAUUUGACAGUAACUUUUAAUUCCUUCACUGGCGAUAAUGUCACCAAAUACCUGUGCUCAGGCCAAAAGUGUCUGAUAGCUGAGUAGGCUGCAAAGCAGUCUCUGUUCAGUGUGGGAUUGAUGCAGAAAUACACUCUUCUUUCUGAAUAAGACUGUGACAAACCUUGCACUUAAGAGAGUGGUAGAUGUUAAUGCAAAUCAGGACUCUCUCUUGCACUGUUGUAGAAAAUCCAGUGUAUCCUUGCCAGUCUGAAUCCCUAGCACUUAACCCCUUUUGUUUUCCAGCCUCUCUAGAGACUUCUCCUUUUUUAUCUUCAUCUUUAUAACAUCGACUUAUAUUUCAGGCUUCAGAGGAGCACUGCUGUAGGUGGAACACACAUAAGUGGGAAAAGUUUAGUGAAGGACUCAUAGCUGAGAAUAGAAAGUGUUUUCCCAGGUCUCUUCCGUGAACUUCAUAUUUGGCUCUUGGAGAUGGCAUCAUCUCCACUGAGCCACAUCACUAAGAACGUCUCGUUCUUUACAGGCUUACCGGUAGAGGUUCUCAACUUGGGGUCAUCAGGCUCUCUUGUCCCUACUGACCAAUGCCAGACCUACGACGUUCCAGGUGGCCAUAGCCAAAUAGCCAAGUUAGGCUGGUGAGUUAGUGUGUGUCUCUUUUGAAUAACUCCGGCCCUGUUGGCAAGCAUGCUCAAUGAGAACAGUUGCAUCGAAGACACUGACCUGUCUGCCCUGUCCUGUCCAGAACGACUUCAGCAAAAGGAACCAAUAAAGGUUAUAUUCAGUGGCACCUGGUCAGAAUUUGAGUAUUGAGGGCAAGGGAUAGCCUCAAAGUUGCUCCCAGCACCUGAAUCAGGCCUGGUAGAAGCAGCACCACAGAUUGUUGGAAUCUGAUCAAAAUCCUCAACUGGAUGGGUGAGGGUAAAAUCCUGUUCCAAGAAGGAGCAAGUAUUUCCCUGACUCAGGGAGAGGCUGCUUUGAGGCCUGAAAUUCUUCUAGUAUACAGGAUGUUAAGCCACAGCUAAAGCCCUGGGACUUCAAGAAGUUUCUACGUUCCUGAAUGGUGAUGGCUUUCACCUCACUUGCCAGAGGGCCUUUUUACAGGCAGUAGGUUCACCUCUUCAGUUUUUGUGCAGCCAUUGUCUGCUCUUCCCUUGUAGCCUGAAGGCUCAAGUGUAUUUUUCCCCCAUUUAUUCCAUUUUAAAAUGUUACCAUUUUUUUAAAUUUCACUCAUGACUCAGCACGUUAAAAAAUGUUUGCAGCACACUGGCUAUAAAAUAAUCUUUUUCAUGCUUUUUGUUUUAAUAAGGAAAAUAUUUUAUGUAUCCCACUCUGGCAUGCAGCUGUAAUUAUUCCUCUUUUAUUGUACAGGGGAGUAGAUUGUUCAAUGAAUGCACCUUCAGCACGGGGGCCUGUGUGUGUAUUGCUUUGGAGAGGCAAAUAACAUUGCUGGAAAACACUAUUCCAUUGAUUCUUUACUCAGAUGUAUAGAGCAGUUCAGGAAGGAAGAAUAUUUUUGCAUCAACUUUUCAGCUGAUUUAGCAAUAAAGAUUUUUACUUUUGUCUAAUUAUAUAUUUUGAUUCUGUUACUGCACUGGA
Messenger RNA from Cygnus olor (mute swan), 7766 nucleotides. RefSeq names its product PH domain and leucine rich repeat protein phosphatase 2 (gene PHLPP2). The record is from RefSeq and is a predicted model, not a curated record. The annotation marks the transcript as partial. Lineage: Eukaryota; Metazoa; Chordata; Aves; Anseriformes; Anatidae. The transcript has 19 exons. Gene Ontology annotation, molecular function: protein binding.